Molecule: messenger RNA, 1288 nt
Organism: Ctenocephalides felis (cat flea)
Lineage: Eukaryota; Metazoa; Arthropoda; Insecta; Siphonaptera; Pulicidae
Product: aurora kinase B-like
Exons: 5
Coding region: 186-1145 (319 amino acids)
Biological process (GO): protein phosphorylation; mitotic spindle organization; regulation of cytokinesis
Cellular component (GO): spindle midzone; spindle pole centrosome; chromosome passenger complex
Molecular function (GO): protein kinase activity; ATP binding
Source: RefSeq, a predicted model, not a curated record
UCUUAGGGCCCCAAGGCGUCAAUUUAUGUAGAAGAAAUACAUUUUUGUGUCUUAAUCAAUUUUUCAUAGUUGAAUAUUAAUAUAUUGUGCAAAACAAUCACUUUAUGUUAAGUAUAAUUUGCUUUUUCGGCUACAAGUAAGUUUUAACCGUUCCUCUUUGUUGACUUUUUAACAAAUCAAUCGAAAUGUCAACGAAACGCAAACUAAUAAUUCCUAAAAGAGUAAGUGAUAUUGAAGAAUUGUAUUCACAUAUAGAAGACCCUGAUGAGAAAGAAUUUUUGUUGCAUAUGGGAGUCGAUAUGAUGGAGCAUGAGGCAUUCAAUAAUCCUGAUUACAAAUAUAAUUGUAAAGACUUUGAACUAGGAAAUCCUUUAGGAAAAGGAAAAUUUGGUAGGGUAUAUUUAGCUCGAGAAAAAAAGACAAAAUAUCUUGUCGCAUUGAAAACCCUAUUCAAAUCAGAAAUUAAAGCAGCAAAAGUUGAACGUCAGGUGCUUCGUGAAAUUGAGAUUCAAAGUAAAUUGAAACAUCCAAAUAUUCUGCGGCUUCUCACAUGGUUUCAUGAUGAAAAGAGGAUUUAUUUAGCACUGGAAUUAGCUGGUCAAGGUGAAUUAUAUAGACAUUUGAAGAACUCUCCCCAUGGAAGAUUCAACGAAAUAUUGUCUGCUAAAUAUACUUUCCAAGUUGCAGAUGCCCUUCAUUACUGCCAUUUAAAUGAUGUGAUACAUAGAGAUAUAAAGCCAGAAAAUUUGCUUUUAACUUAUGAUGGUGAUGUGAAACUUGCUGAUUUUGGCUGGAGCUGCCAUGCACCACGUAGCAAGCGUACCACACUUUGUGGAACCUUGGAUUAUCUUCCCCCUGAGAUGGUGUACAACUGUGUCUACGAUGAAAGUGUGGAUGUUUGGUGUUUAGGAAUUCUCUGCUAUGAGUUUUUAGUUGGAAAACCACCAUUUGAAAGUGAAAAUGCAAAACAAACUUAUGAAAAGAUUAAGAAGUCACCAGUGCAAUUUCCCAGUUAUUUAUCAGCUGGGUCAAAGGAUUUAAUUAGUAAACUGAUCAGACGGAGAUCUGAUAACAGAAUAAGCUUACCUUUGGUGAUGCAACACCCUUGGCUGGUAGAAUUGUAUGUAAGCAAAAUAAGAAGAUAAGUUUUCAGUUGACAUUUCAUCAUGCUGCUUUGCAUUGACUUUUUUUAACAAUAUUGUUACAUUGUUUUAUUUAUUUAUAUGCAAAUAUGUUUAACAUUCAAUUAUAUUAAGGUUUUUAAAUGUGACGAGUUGAAUUUUGUAUA